AUUGCGCAUCGCAUUUUACGCAGGAGCAGAUGCUCUUGGGUCAGAAGAACAGAAGGAGCGAGUAAUUCACCUUCUACGCUCCGCUGCUGUUCAGCCGUGCUGAGACAAGACUUGGGCUGAGAGGUUCAGAAACCAGCAAACACUCGAAGAUCAAUGACAGUCGGCGGAAGGAUAUCUUUCAGCCACACCACAAUGCUAUGCGCCUUCCCGAAUCCUGCGGCGCCUCUACAAGCCGGUCUCGCGGCCUGGAGUACCUUGAAGCUUUUUGCGCUGCGGGGCGGGCUGGUAUGGAACUGCGCGAGCACGGGCCCUGGAGUGAAAAUAUAUUGGAUUAUUUUCUGAAUGCUAAACAGAUUAAGACAAGAGAUGGAGCUGAAAUCAUCUGGUAUCAUAGAGCAAAUAAUAAAAUGCAAAUGACAGAGGCAAUACAAAGUGCAGCUCACAUGAUAGAGGCAGAUAUUCUUCUUUGUGAAGGAGAGGGAAGUAGUGAACCAAUCAUGGCUCAUCCACCAGAAACAAAUAGUGAUAACACACUAAAGGAGUGGCUAAAUGAGAUUAAAAAUACUAACAAGGGCAUCAAGCUUGAUUUUAAAAGCCUUGCAGCUGUGAAUCCCUCAAUGAAGAUCCUUAGAGAUAUAAAUCUCAGGCAACCUGUUUGGAUUAAUGCAGACAUUCUUCCUGGACCGAAUGGAAGUAACUGUAUAGUAGAUGGAAAGAGUUUUCUAGACACUGUGACAUCAUUUUUUCCAGAUGUAACCUUAUCAUUGGGAUGGACCACUGGGUGGAUUAAUCUAAAAUGCAAUAAAGGCUACAGUUCAGCAAUGGUGCAAGAGAUGGCAGCAAUAUGUGGAGACCUUACUCAGCCUGUUACUUUCCCUGUAAGAGCUGCUUUGGUGCGCCAGUCAAUAUCUGAGCUUCUGUGGUUAUUACAACAAUCAAACAGAUAUACCCUGACUAUUUGGACAGGAAAACUUGAUGAAUAUUCAGUAGAAGAUCUACUCUUCAUCAGAGAUACAUUUGAUAAAAGUAAAGUUUUUUAUGAUAUCUUGGAGCCUCAAAAUUCUGAAUUCAGAAAGGCUAUAGGAAUGGAAGUCUCAACCUAAUAAAUAGACUUGUAUGUUAGACAACAGUGGUUUUGAGCCUCAUCUUGAUGCAUGUAGAAAUGUGCUGUUUUCUAUCAAAUAUUUAACAAGAACACAGUUAUUACAAAAGAUAUAUUAAAUCAUGCUUUCAAAACAUCUUUGUCCUUUUUUGGGGUUGAGGUUUCAAGUUGCAAAAAGAAGGUUUACAAAACUUGUUUUUGCUUCGACCUUGAUAUCACUAGCCACAGCUGGGAUCCUGUCUCUUCUUAGUUUGCUCUCUAGUUGGUCCACGUACAUUCCUUUCUGGUCAAACAUCUCAUCACAAGUUUCCCUCACUGGGACAACUAAAGGACUUGCUUUUUAAUGUACAGUCUCAGUUUGUCUUCACCAAAAAUUAUUUAUUUGAGAACACUCUGUUGCCAUAUAUCUUUGAUCAAUGGCAAUACCAUGACUACUUGUGUGGUAUCGUAAUGUGCUAACAUGUUUAUGGUUGACCUGAAAUACUGUUUCCUCAGCAACUAUUUCUAAGCUCUCCUAGGGCCAAACUGUAUGUUGCAUUGAGGAUGAUGCCAUAUCUCAGUGGUAAAGCAUCUGCUUUGCAUGCAGAAGGUCCCAUGUUAAAUCCUUGGCAUCUCAAGGUAGGGCCAACGGUCAGACUCAAUAUACACGGAAUGCAUAGUUUGGCCCUAUCUAUAUAUUUAAUUCUCUUGGGACCAUGCGUGCCCAGGAUUUGGCAGCAGAACUCUCGCGACAUGCUGCGAGCCUUCAGGACUGAGGGAAAUGUUGGUUGGUUGGGGGUUGGAGUAGUCCGGAGGAGGAGGCCGAGGGGGUGCCGCUCUGGCAGCUGGGGGUGGUUAGUGAGGGGUGGCGAGAGGAGAAGAGGUGACGGGCAGCUGAACUGCUGAGCCGCACCACCGAGAGGAGCCCAGCUGGGCGAGGGGCGGUGAGAGGAGAAGAGGCAGCGGGCGGUUGAGCUGCGCCACUGAGAGGAGCCCGGCUGGGCGAGCGGCGGUGGUGGCGGGCUCCCAAAAAUGGCCAGGUGGAGGCUGGCGAGCAACUGGGGCUAUUGUGGCGGGCAUGGGGGCUGGGAGGGGGGAUAGCGGUGGAGGAGGCAGCGGGCCCUGGCAAAGGGCUUCCAGACUGGGAAUAGAUUGGGGCGGAAGGGAGGGGGGGGAGUGGCAAAGAGAGACUAGCGGCGCAGAUGCUGUGCGCCGGUUCAGCUAGUAUAUUAUUAUUUUUCAUUGUAAAUAGUAGUUCCAGGAAGAGGCGCUUCCCCCUCCCCCAGCCUGAACUUCCAGGCCAAAGUCCAGGGCCUGCACAACCCCUGGGGCCCCCUAAAUCCUCUUUAGUCUGUCCUGGGUUCUGUGCCACACCGAUCGCUCGCACUGCACCAGGUGGCCGAGCAUGACUGUGACAUAUUCUGGGUGGCCAAGUAUGACCUCUGCUUUAGAGACAGAGGGGAAGUGGGGAAAGAACUAUGUGGGAUGGGAAUAUGUUAAGUUGCAUGUGGAAAUGUUUCUGCUAAUGCAUAUUUGCAUAAAUAUACCUGUUUUAUAUUCUUAUGUUCUUGUGAGUUCAGUUGCUGUUUGUGUCCUCAAGAACCCAUGUGUUAAAAAUACUGUGUGUGUGUCACGGUGUGUAAUGUAUGUAUAGGGGGAUGAUGCUUAACUUUCAGUGGAGGGUGGGUGGGCUCUAAGGGCUUUAAGUUCAUGCUCCAAAAUUACCUAGAUGCAUCUCUGGCUACAGAGGACCCCAGUCAGGAUCAGAACACCAAAGGUAAAGGUUUCUUCCAACCCUGUGCCAUGAUCCCCAUGAAAAAUUCCCCUAGCUGCUAUUUGCCUCAGAAGGCAAGUUGCCAGUGAUGCCAAUGGGAGCUUCCCUUCCGGACCAAAUGGAAGCUUUAGAAGGGGGUUGGUUUUAAUGAGACUGCAGCACAUAUACAUAUCCCACAUAUAUUGUGGUCCUGAUUCAUCCCUCUCCAUCACUGCUAUUUGCAACUUUCCGAUAAAUCAGUGUUAAGACAUUUCUAGAUUAAUUCACUGAUUAUCAUCCUAGUAUUAAACCAAACUUUGACCAAUCUAUGAUUUUUUAAAAAAGAAAUAAUUGUCGUUCAAUGGAUAUAUAAAAAUCCUUAUAGUGGAUGUCCACGGACACCCUUAUACUGGUCUCCCAUAUCCUUUAUUAACAUCCACAAUACAUACACCAUCAAUUACCUAAACAAGCUUCACGAUAAUGUUAUGUUUUCUUCAGUUCCUCCAGACAGGAACACAUACCUGAAGGCCUCACAACAGGUAUUCUUGAUUCUAUAACACAAAAACUACAUCAAAAAGGCAAGCCCAGGCUACGACCCUGGGAAGAUCUGCUAAAAGAGGCACCUUUUAACGUGGUAAUUUUUUUUAUUUAGCAGGGGGAGAGUAACUGGCCCUAUCUUACAUUUCUUUUUAGAUUGUGAGCCCUUUGGGGACAGGGAUCCAUCUUAUUUAUUUAUUAUUUCUCUGUGUAAACUGCACUGAGCCAUUUUUGGAUGGGCGAUAUAGAAAUCGAAUGAAUGAAUGAAUGAAUGAAUGAAUGAUGUAGGUAUAUUUCAUCAGUCAUAACAUGAACGAAGAAACAGGUGGGUAUGCAUCUGCUGAAACUUGCCUAUGAAAGCGCAUGAUAUAAUAAGCAAGUUAGUCUUUAAACCACAACAGAUCUAUUUGUUUUUCUACUUGUAAUGUGCAUGUGUGAAACUAUUUACUGGUGUGUAUCUUCUACACUUAGAAAUCCCUUCUCUCCCCCCACCCUGCACCCCCCACCCACCCCCAUCCCUUCUCCCCCCCCACUCUUUGUUGCCUUCACAACCAAUAUUUUAAUUGUUAUGGCUUACUCUGGCUAUUUCUACUUAUUUAUUGCUUUCAAUGGGUUCUUUGUGGACAAAAUCUCUUGUAUUCAGGCCGACUUGAACUCCACUAUUUCUGCAAGGUCUAUGGAGGAGGUAUCCAGCAAUCACUCUUGCAGUAUUAGGUUGGAUCAGUUUCAAUCUGUGAUUCCUGAGGAUGUGGACAAGCUGCUUGGGGUGGAGCGGCCUACCACUUGCUCUCUGGAUCCUUGCCCAAAUUGGCUGCUUACAUCUAGCAGGAAGAUUGUUGGAGGUGGCCUAGUUAACAUCAUGAAUGCAUCGAUGAGGGAGGGUAGGGUGCCUCCAUGUUUGAAGGAGGCAAUGGUUAGACCGCUUCUUAAGAAGUCUUCCCUGGAUGGUUAAUUAUAGGCCAGUCUCCCUUGGUUGGGCAAGGUGAUUGAGAGGGUGGUGGCCAACCAGCUCCAGGCAGUCUUGGAGGAAACUGAUUAUUUAGACCCAUUUCAAACUGGCUUUAGAUCUGGCAAUGGGGUUGAGACAGCCUUGGUUGGCCUGAUGGAUGACCUCUACUGGGGAAUCAACAAAGGGAGUGUGACUCUGUUGGUUCUUUUGGAUCUCUUGGCAGAGUUUGAUAUCAUUGACCAUGGUAUCCUUUUGGAUCGCCUGGGGGAGUUGGGGAUAGGGGGCACUGCUUUGCAGUGAUUCCACUCCUAUCUCUUGGAUAGAUUCCAGAUGGUGGAGUUUGGUGACAGCUGCUCCUCAAAACAGGAGCUGUUAUAUGGAGUCCCUCAGGGCUCCAUUCUGUCACCGAUGCUUUUUAAUAUCUACAUGAAACCGCUGGGUGAGGUCAUCAGGAUAUUUGGUGCUGGGUGUUAUCAGUAUGCUGAUUACACCCAAAUCUACUUCUUCUUUUCACCUUCAUCAUCAGGAAAUGGCACUCAUUCUCUAAAUGCCUGCCUACAGGCAGUAACGGGCUGGAUGAGGGAUAACAAACUGAAACUGAAUCCUAGCAAGAUGGAGGUGCACAUUGUAGGGGCUCAGAAUUUGAGGGAUAUAAGAGAUCUUCCUGUGCUGGAUAGGGUUACACUCCCCUGGAAGGGGCAGGUGCGCAGCUUGGGAGUACUCUGGACCCAGGCCUCACCCUGGUAUUCCAGGUAGAGGCCAUGGCCAGGAGUGCUUUCUAUCAGCUUCGGCUGAUUCAGCAGCUGCAUCCAUUUGUUGAAGAGGAUGACCUCAAAACAGUGGUGCAUCAGUUGGUAACCUCCCGGCUUGACUAUUGCAAUGCGCUCUACGUGGGGCUGCCUUUGUACAUAGUUCGGUCACUUCAGUUAGUUCAAAAUGCGGCAGCCAGAUUAGUCUUGGGCCACCCGGAGAGACCAUAUUAUGUCUGUUUUGAAGCAGUUGCCCUGGCUGCUGAUAUAUUUCCAGGCAAAAUACAAAGUGCUGGUUAUUACCUUGAAAGCCCUGAACGGCUUAGGUCUGAGUUAUCUUAGAGAGUGCCUUCUUCUGCAUGAUCCCCACCACACGUUAAGGUCAUCUGAGGAGGUCUGUCUCCAGUUACCACCGGUACAUCCUGUGGCGACUCAGAGGCAGGCCUUCUCUGUAGCUGUUCCUGGGCUGUGGAACGCAUUCCAGCAGAAAUCUGUAAUCUCAUUAUGUUUGGCCUGGUCUUCCAGGGUUUUUAAAUUGUUGUGUGUUGCCUGGUCCUCCAGGGUUUUUAGCUGUUUUAAAUUGUUAAUUGGUUUUAUGUUGUUAUAUAGUUUUUGUUUUUAACUGUUAAUUGAUUUUAAUUGUCUUAUUUUGAUGUAAAUCUCCCUGAGCCAUUUUUGGAAGGGCAAUAUACCAAUCAAAUAAAUAAUAACAAUAACAAUAAUAAUUGCCUCUUACCUUCUGUGUUAUAACUGUGCAUUGGCCAGGGCUAGCCCCAAGUCUGAGGAGGCUCAUUGCAAAGUGCUCUUUGUGAUCUCAUUGCCUACAUUCCUUUGUCCUGACAGUCCUAUCCACAAAUUGAAGCUUUCUCCUAGAGGCUGCUCCGAUUAAUAUUAGUGGCUGACAUGCUAUGCAAUGCAACACUGGCAUUUCAAUCCACUGGGGCUGCUGUGCACAUGAAAUCCAGCUCCAGCAGUGUUACGCAAGAGUGCAGUUGUGCAACUGCUUAAGACACUGGACGGGCACUUGCACAGCGCUACUUCUAUUGUUUCCAGUGGAAGUAACAAGUGCCUGUGUGUUGUUUUAAGUAGUUGAACAACUGAAGUCUUGUUCAAUGGCUUCCAGGGCUGGCUUUCACACACGGAGCAGCCGUGGAGGGUUGUAUUGCACAGCAUUUCAGCCAAUGAAAAUAAAUGUGGUUUUAUUUCAUAAACACUCUUGAUUCUGACUCUGUUUUCCAAUACAUAUAUCAGAAAGCAUUUCCAAUAUCUAUAUGAGAUUAUCAUUUGUCUUUUGCUGUUUCACUUGAGGUUAAUGACACUCGGAAAGGUUGUUACAUUGUGAAGCUGGAAAGUAAAAGAGUUUGUGUAUAUAACUUAUACAAUGGACAGUAAAACAUCUACCAGAGAUAACACAGUAGUUUGGAAUUUGGAGCUGAUGUCUUUUAUAGACCUGUAACAAUUCAUAAAUGUUAUGAAUGCUAUAAUUUAGCACUAGAAUGAAGCUACUACUACUAUUGAUAUUUAUAUACAGCUUUUCAACAAAAUUUCCCAAAGCGGUUUACAUAGAGAAAUAAAAAUAAGUAAAGAUGGCUCCGUAUCCCCAAAGGGCUCACAAUCUAAAAAGAAACAUAAGACACCAGCAACAGCCACUGGAGGGAUGCUGUGCUGAGGUUGGAUAGGGUCAGUCACUCUCCCCCUGCUCAAUAAAGAGAAUAAUAACUUUAAAAAGGUGCCUCUUUGUUCUGCUAGCAGGGCAGUUUUUGGAGCAGAACCCUGAAGUUCUGAUGUUCAGUCAGAAAUUACUUCCAAAAAAAGGAAGGUGCUAGGCCACACCUUUGGACCAGAAAGACCUGGUUCCAGGUAUGCAGCCUAGCGGCAGUGAAAUGUGGUCAGCACAUGCUCAGAAGCAAUCCCUUCCUUCUAUAUACUGCAUAUAUUGCUGAGCUGAGCUGAACAUUCCAAAACUGCAGGCUUCUGUUAUAUUUUGACUUAAAUAUUGUUUCAUUUGCAUUGAAUAUUGCAUUGAAAGCAAAUGUUACUUCCAUACACAAAUCUCUUGUAAAUGUCUACUCCCUUUUCUUGUUCCAAAUUCAGGUACACAUUUUUUGCAUAUUUACAGAAGGCAAAUUCAGUAUCCAUCAGCUUAAAAUGUAUUUUUGUCUUUAUUUGAACAUUAAUCAUUUCUCAUUUUCUCCAUUAUUCAGCUAUUUUGUUAAAAUCUGAGUAGAUCUACUUCCGUGUUUUCCAAAAACCUACUUUAUGUUAUCUCAUAGAACUCUCAUACAGAACUGUGCUGUGUUUGGAAACCAAAGCAUUUUAUUCUUUAUAUAGAUGCAUGUUAUCUGUUUUGUAUUACCUGUGAUUGUGUGCACUAGAGAACACAUAAAGGAAACAAUAAUGGUUCUAAAAUGAUUUGAUGUUGCAUAAUAUCUCUCCUCAGCCAUAAUAAAACUUAUUUGAAAA
Hemicordylus capensis (graceful crag lizard) is the source of this 7532-nucleotide messenger RNA. It is a transcript of the gene FAM151B, whose product is annotated as family with sequence similarity 151 member B. The record is from RefSeq and is a predicted model, not a curated record. Bases 198 to 1103 code for a protein of 301 amino acids. Lineage: Eukaryota; Metazoa; Chordata; Lepidosauria; Squamata; Cordylidae. The transcript has 6 exons.